Oppiella nova is the source of this 1196-nucleotide messenger RNA. NCBI's taxonomy places the organism in Eukaryota, Metazoa, Arthropoda, Arachnida, Sarcoptiformes, Oppiidae. The record is from the annotation of a GenBank genome assembly.
GAAAGCAAUUGAAUGAAUGCAUGAAAACAUAAAUUUUGUUUACAUUUUGAGUGCAAAACAAACAAAACUUUUUUGUCAACCAAUCGACGGCUAAAUCACAUGAUUUGGUCACUGAAUCUCAAGACUGAGCGGCGGAUCCAGUGGUGAUCACACCGGCGGCAGCCAUGAUGUCCGGCGACACCGGCGUCUCUCAAGCGGCGGAUCGCAAGUCAUUCCUCAUCGGUCUGUGUCUGGCGUUGUCUUCGUGUGUAUUCAUAGGAAUCAGUUUUAUCAUCAAAAAGAUAGGACUCAUCCGUCUGUCAAACCGCGGCCUCAGAGCCGCCUCCGGAGGCUUCGGCUAUCUCAAGGACUGGGUUUGGUGGACAGGCCUACUGUUCAUGGGAACGGGAGAGUUGGCAAACUUCGCGGCCUAUGCCUUCGCACCGGCCUCUCUGGUCACACCAUUGGGUGCGUUAAGUGUAUUGAUAUCCGCGGUGUUGGCCAACAGAUACCUGAAGGAGAAGCUGAACCUCUUGAGCAAAAUCGGGUGCGUUUUGUGUCUGUUGGGCUCAACGGUGAUCGUCAUUCACGCGCCCAAAGACCGACCCGUGGACUCGUUGGACGAGAUGGCGAUGAUGUUGGCCGACCCUCUAUUCGUGGCGUACCUCCUGUUCGUGAUGUUCACCACAUUUCUCUUGAUAGCCUUCUAUGCGCCCAAAUAUGGAUCAAAUAACGUCUUAAUCUAUGUACUCAUCUGUUCGCUCAUCGGUUCCCUGUCCGUGAUGUCCGUCAAAGGGCUGGGAGUGGCCAUCAAGCAGACGAUGACAGAUAGCAACCAAUUAACGCAUCCGCUGUUCUGGACAUUCCUGGUGUCCGUUGUGCUCACGGUUUCCAUUCAAAUGAAUUACUUAAACAAAUCGCUCGACAUCUUCGACACGUCGGUCGUGACUCCCAUUUAUUACGUGUUUUUCACCACUUUUGUGAUCACGGCGUCCGCUAUACUGCUGAAGGAGUGGCGAUCGAUGACCGCCGACAACACCAUCGGCAGUGUCUGCGGCUUUCUCGUCGUCAUAAUCGCCAUAUUCCUGUUGAACGCAUUCAAAGACAUGAACGUAUCGGUGCAUAGUUUGCGCGCCAACUGGAUGUCCAGAAACGCCAUUUACCUGAAGACGGGCUUCGAUGACAGUCAUCACCAGCUGUUGUCCGGCGCUGAGGCC